AUGCCCGAGCUCAAGGUCGGCGCCUCGUUCCCCGACGACGUCGCCUUCACCUACAUCCCCCCGUCUCCCGAGCGCGACAUCAAGGUGUGCGGCAUUCCGCAAAAGUACGACGCCAGCAAAGAGUUCAAGAGCAAGAAAGUCAUCCUCGUCUCCGUCCCCGGCGCCUUCACCCCAACCUGCCAAGCCUCCCACCUCCCCUCGUACCUCGACAACAAGGCCAAGCUCAAGGCAAAGGGCGUCGACCACGUCGUCGUCAUCGCCUAUAACGAUGCCUACGUCAUGUCUGCCUGGGGCAAGGCCAACGGCGUGACCGAUGACUUUGUCAUCUUCGCCUCCGAUGCCGAUGCCAAGUUCAGCAAGAGCAUCGGCUGGACCCUUGGCGAACGCACCGCCCGAUACGCCAUCGCCGUCGACCAUGGCAAGGUCGUCUACGCGAGCCAGGACGACGACGCCAAGUCCAUCGACCAGUCGGGUGCCGAGGCGGUCCUGGGGAAGCUGUAG
Messenger RNA from Hirsutella rhossiliensis, 501 nucleotides. Its product is annotated as redoxin domain-containing protein. Gene Ontology annotation, cellular component: cytoplasm; mitochondrion; peroxisome. Gene Ontology annotation, biological process: hydrogen peroxide catabolic process; cellular response to oxidative stress; cell redox homeostasis. Gene Ontology annotation, molecular function: thioredoxin peroxidase activity. Lineage: Eukaryota; Fungi; Ascomycota; Sordariomycetes; Hypocreales; Ophiocordycipitaceae. The record is from RefSeq and is a predicted model, not a curated record. The transcript is spliced from 3 exons. The coding region runs from base 1 to 501 and encodes 166 amino acids.